Molecule: messenger RNA, 1239 nt
Organism: Odocoileus virginianus texanus
Lineage: Eukaryota; Metazoa; Chordata; Mammalia; Artiodactyla; Cervidae
Gene: TMEM171
Product: transmembrane protein 171
Source: RefSeq, a predicted model, not a curated record
GCCCGCCCGCGGGCGGGGUUGGGCGCCGCGCUCGGCCGGGCGCCCACGGCCCGUGCUGCCCGCCGAUUGCCGGCGCCGUCAGCGCGCUCGCAGGACCGAGCCUCAGAGCUGCUAAAACCAUCGAAGGGAAUACACACAUCCCACCCACCUCGGGCAAGGGGUCUCUCCUGGCCAUGUCUCCUGCCGCUGCUGCCGAGCCAGAUGGGGUCCAGGAAGACAGGCAUGUCAGCAAGCUCAUUUUCUUCCUUUUCGUCAUCGGUGCCAUCCUGCUGUGCGUGGGAGUCCUGCUCUCUAUCUUUGGGUUCCAGGCGUGCCAAUACGAAACCUUCCCAGACUGCAGCGUGGUGCUGAAGAUCGCCGGACCGGCGUGUGCCGUGGUUGGGCUGGGGGCUGUGAUCCUGGCCCGCUCCAGGGCACGACUUCAGCAAACUGAGGCGCGCCUGCGAGGCAACAACCAGGGGGACUCCGACCGACCCUUCCUCUGUGGGGAGAGCCGCCAGUUUGUCCAGUGCCUCAUCUUUGGGUUUCUGUUCCUGACGAGCGGCAUGCUCAUCAGCGUACUGGGCAUUUGGGUCCCUGGGUGUGGCUCAGACUGGAUGCAGGAACCGCUGAACAAGACAGACACGGCUGACUCGGAGCCCCAGAUCUGUGGCCUCCUGUCCCUGCAGGUCCUGGGGCCCUUGAUUGUGCUUGUGGGGUUGUCUUUCUUCGUGGUCGCCCACGUUAAGAAGAGAAACGAUUUGAAUGGGAUCCAGGAUGCUUCUGAAAGUGAAGAGAGACAAACCCAGAGCCUGGAGCCUGUCCAGGUGACUGUAGGUGAUGCCGUGAUCAUAUUCCCACCCCCUCCACCACCUUACUUUCCUGAGUCUUCAGCUUCUGCGGCUACUCGGAGUCCUGGGGCUGACGGUUUGCUGCCAGAUGAACACCCACCUUCAUAUUAUAGUAUUUUUCACUCUGGGUCCCCAACUCCUGAGGGCCAAGGCGCGGCCUCUGAGAGAGAUUGUGAAUCGAUAUAUACGAUUUCUGGGACCGCUUCAUCCUCUGAGACCUCCCACACUCUCCACCUCUUGUCCGAACUGCCUCCCAGAUACGAAGAAAAAGAAACUGCUGCUACCACGUCCUUGCCUCCAUCUUCUGAGCCUUCCCCACCAUGAACCAUGGACUCGUGUUCAAUUUUAUAUAGAAUCAAUCACUAUUUUAUUUAAUUUGUUUUCUAAUAAAAAAAAUAUAGUAGCAUCA